AUGCCAACCAAUUAUCGUAGAAUAUCAGCGAAAUUUCCUCGCUUUCCAACUUACUCCAGGAUAAUUCCUGGUCCGGAAAGAAUUCAUGAAUCAGUUUUAAUUCGUGAAAAUGAAUUAUUGGAAUAUCCACCGGAUGGUAAUGUAACAACAAUGUUUGAGCUAUUACAGCGAGCUAUUUGGUUGACAAAUAACGGUGAUUUUAUCGGUGAACAAACUAAAAACGGUACAUAUAAAUGGAAAACAUACAAGCAGAUAUAUACUGCAUCACAUAAGAUUGGUUCUGCUUUAUUACAACUUGGCAUUGAUGCAGGCGAAACUAGCCGAGUUGGUUUAGCUGGCGUUAACUCGGCUCGUUAUAUCAUUGCUCAAAAUGCUUUGAUGAAUUAUUCUAUUGUAUCGGUACCACUGUAUUACAACUAUAAUAUGGAUGUUCUAUGCACAAUUAUUGAACGUUGCAAUUUGGAAUUAAUUUUCUGUGAUACUGUUGAGAGAGCCAAUAAAUUUGUUGUUGAAAUACAACAAAAAAAGCUUAAAAAGCUGAAAAAAAUUAUCAUUUUGAAUGAUUCGAAAGAGAAAAUUGAUCGUGAAUUUUGCAAGCAUUCAGAAAUUGAGGUUUAUGAUUGGGACUAUGUAUUGGAACUUGGUGACGCACAUCUAAAGCCAGUAACACCGCCAUCACCAUCGAGUAUUUAUAUCAUUUGUCAUACCAGCGGUACAACAGGAACUCCUAAAGGUGUUCAAUUGUCGCAUCGAGCAAUCCUAGUUUCGAUGAGUGGGCUAUAUGUUCAAUGGUGUUUACCACCUCAUGAUAUUAUUUUUGAUGAAAAUGACGUAUACCUAUCAUUUCUGUCGCUUGCUCAUAUUUAUGAACAACUAUUUGAGGCAUUUAUCAUUUACAUUGGUGGUCGAAUUGGUAUAUAUGGUGGUGAUCCAAAACGAAUAAUUCAUGAUAUGCGACUGCUACGACCAACAAUUGCUGCUUUAGUACCACGAUUGUUGAAUCGUUAUCAUGAUAUAGUGCUGGAAAACGUAAGAAGGCAAAAUAUUAUCAAACGAUUCAUCUUUCAUUUAGCAUUAAAAUCCAAAUUACGACAAUUAGCCAAAGGACAACUUCAUUUUAAUACAAUAUGGGAUAAAACUGUUUUCAAAAAAACUCGAGCCCUAUUUGGUGGUCAAUUACGACUGAUAACAUCUGGUGGUGCACCAAUUUCCACUGAUGUAAUGAAUUUUUCACGAGUUGUUUACGGCUGUUUACUGGUUGAAGGCUAUGGUCAAACGGAAUGUUCUGCAGCCGGUACCAUAUCGUUACCUUUUGAUACUGUUGCUGGACAUGUUGGUGGACCAGCAGUUUGGGCUCAAGUGAAAUUAGUGGAUGUAAAAGAAUUAGGAUACAGUGCAGAAGAAAAUACCGGUGAAGUGUGUUUCCGUGGUGCUGGUCUUAUGGAUGGUUAUUUUGACGAUCCAGAACUCACAUCAAAAACAGUAGAUCAAGAGGGUUGGUUACAUACCGGUGAUAUUGGAAUGUGGUUACCUAAUGGUUCAUUGCGUAUUAUUGAUCGGAAAAAUACUUUAUUCAAAUUAGCACAGGCAGAUUUUGUAUCGCCUGAGCAAAUUGAAAAUGUCUACCUACAACAUCCUUUGGUGAAACAGAUUUUCGUUUAUGGAUCAACCAUGCAUGCAUAUUUGAUAGCUAUCGCUGUUGUUGAUGUUGAGAAACUCCGUGCUGAUAUUCAAAAAUCAAACAAGAAGUGUGAGUUUGGAAACUUAUCAAUGAAAUCUCAAUUAUCCACGGAAGAAUAUCUUUCGGAUCGAAAUGUACGACAAUAUUUCCUAGCUAAGCUACGAAAAUUUGGUAGCAGCAAAGGUUUGAGUGGCAUUCAACAAGUUAGAAACAUACACUUAUUGGAGGCAGAAUUCACAGUCGAAGCCGGAUUACUGACACCAACUUUAAAGAUUAUCCGGAAUAAACUCAGGAGUAAAUUCAAGGAUACCUUGGAUGAAAUGUAUCGUGAGGAAUUGGAUUUAUGUUGA
Molecule: messenger RNA, 2031 nt
Organism: Cercopithifilaria johnstoni
Lineage: Eukaryota; Metazoa; Nematoda; Chromadorea; Rhabditida; Onchocercidae
Source: the annotation of a GenBank genome assembly